Molecule: messenger RNA, 4866 nt
Organism: Notothenia coriiceps (black rockcod)
Lineage: Eukaryota; Metazoa; Chordata; Actinopteri; Perciformes; Nototheniidae
Product: striatin-interacting protein 1 homolog
Exons: 12
Coding region: 1058-2563 (501 amino acids)
Biological process (GO): cytoskeleton organization
Cellular component (GO): cytosol
Source: RefSeq, a predicted model, not a curated record
AGAUCAUCAUGGACAUACUCUCUCUUUCAGUUGACCUCUCUCUCACGUGGAUGUCAUUGAAAGCGGUUGUCCCCUAACCCUGAUGGAAAACGUAGCUUUACCUCCCACAUAGCACAGAAUGGCUGCUCCAUAGAGAAUGGCUCACAACACCUCCUCCUCCCUCCCUCCCCACCAUAUUCUCACUAUACUCCUCACUUAGUCCAGCGUUAGCACUGCCACCAUCGACUGCACAAGCUCGACUAAUGUCCAGAAACGCUGACUCAUGCCUGAUGCUUGCAAUUUUACCACAGUCAUUCAUUGGAGAAAUUGUGAAAACUGCGGUACUGUGUGUGGGAAUGUAUGUUUGGCACUGACAUGGGUUUGUUUCCAGUAAAGAGUUUAAUACAAAUCUAAGCCUUAUUGGGCCAUGCUUGCAUUUUUUCUGUAUGUUUUGAAAUGCAGAUGUGCGGUAAGUUUAAUGUGACAUUUUGCUUGCGUUUGCUUUGGGUACCUUUUGGGCAGAGCCAGCCUAGCUGUUGUUGCUAAGCUAAUCGUCGCCUGCUAGUAGCAUGAUAUUUAAUGGACGAAUAGUAGUUUUUAUGUCAACUACAUAUAAACAAUGGCUAUAACUCAAUAUGAAAUCAGUCGUCUGUCCUUUUUUUGAUAAGGUUAAAUCAAAAAUAGUUUCCUGUACAGUACUUUCGAUUCAGGAUAGUAAAAAGAACCCCUAUUUUUUUUUAACUUGUUCUUUGACUUUAUUCGACAGUAUUUUUACAGUAUCACACAGUUAUGUAUAGGAUUGUCCUAACUCUUAAAUGAAGCUACAUGAUGAGUUAAAUAAUCUAAAAACUGUGUUAUACAUCAUUUUGUACAUAUUUCCUUAUUAUUUGUAACAUAUUUAGUAUUUUGAAACUAAAGGGGGUUCGAACAAUGUUUGGCUGCACAGCAUGAUCCUGCUUGUUGAGGGGCUGAUUCUGUUCAUGUGGUAGAUUUGGGUAAUUUUUGCUAUUUUACAGCUAGAAUUCACUAGAUUUCAUAUGAAGGAUGAGCUUAAUACUCCGCGGUGUGUCGAAAGGUCAUGUGGCUCUUGACAUGUGACGGCCUCUCUUCUCUCUCUCAGCCCCUGGUGAAGCAGGACAGCCUGGACACGUACAACGAGCGGGACCCCUUUAAGAACGAUGACGCCCGGGACGAGGAGGAGGACCCCGAGGACACGGACAGCGGCAUCGAGGGAGAGGUGGACCCCUUGGACCGUGAUGUCAUCAUCCAGCCCCCACCUCCACCACCUCCCCUCAGACCCCCCACAGAGAAGGUCAACUUACCCAAAGGCCUCCCCUGGGCCCCUAAAGUCAGGGAGAAAGACAUCGAGCACUUCCUGGAGACCAGCCGUAACAAGUUUAUCGGUUUCACUCUGGGGAACGACACAGACACCCUGGUGGGCCUUCCCAGACCCAUCCAUGAGAGCGUGAAGACCCUUAAACAGCACAAAUAUGUAUCCAUCGCAGAGGUCCAGAUCCAAAAGGAGGACGAGCUGCAGCAGUGUCCGAUGACUCUGGGGGAGGAGGAGGUGGAGGAGACCCCAACAGAGAUGCUGUAUCUGGGCAUGCUGCCUAACCUCUCCCAGUAUGUGAUUGCCCUCCUGAAGCUGCUGCUGGCUGCAGCUCCAACCUCCAAAGCCAAAACGGACUCCAUAAACAUCUUGGCUGAUGUUCUGCCUGAGGAGAUGCCUAUCACAGUCCUUCAGAGCAUGAAGCUGGGAAUUGAUGUGAACCGCCACAAGGAAAUCAUCGUCAAGGCCAUCUCUGCUCUGCUGCUGCUGCUCCUCAAACACUUCAAACUCAACCAUAUCUACCAGUUCGAGAUUGUCUCCCAGCAUCUGGUGUUUGCCAACUGUAUCCCACUCAUCCUUAAGUUCUUCAACCAGAACAUCAUGUCCUAUAUCAGUGCCAAAAACAGCAUAUGUGUGCUGGACUUCCCUAACUGUGUGGUCCAUGAGAUGCCUGAGCUCACUGCUGAGAGCCUGGAAGCAGGAGACAGUAACCAGUUCUGCUGGAGGAACCUGUUUUCAUGCAUCAAUCUGCUGAGAAUAUUAAACAAGCUGACCAAGUGGAAACACUCCAGGACGAUGAUGCUGGUGGUGUUCAAGUCGGCCCCCAUCCUGAAGAGAGCUCUGAAGGUGAAGCAGGCCAUGAUGCAGCUCUACGUCCUCAAGCUGCUGAAGAUCCAGACCAAGUACCUGGGCCGCCAGUGGAGGAAGAGCAACAUGAAGACCAUGUCGGCCAUUUAUCAGAAGGUCCGCCACAGGCUCAACGACGACUGGGCCUACGGGAACGAUAUCGACGCUCGUCCCUGGGACUUCCAGGCGGAGGAGUGCGCGCUGCGGGAGAGCAUCGAGAAGUUCAACAGCCGCCGCUACGACAAGAACAAGAACUGGGAGUUUGCGCCCGUGGACAACUGCCUGCAGAGCGUGCUGGGCCAGAGGGUAGAGCUGCCCGAGGACUUCCACUACAGCUACGAGAUGUGGCUGGAGAGGGAGGUCUUCUCACAGCCCAUCCAGUGGGAGGGGCUGCUGCAGAAUCCAUGAUGGAGGGCAGGGAGUGGGGGGCGGGGUGUAGAGAGAGGUGAAGCCUAUUGGAGGUGUUUUUAGGGUGUUUCCUUACUGCAAAACUGGAAGUAGAAGGAGGAAGGAGCAGGGAUGGGGGUUAUACUUCACAUGAGUGAUGGAGGAAUGGGGGAGGGGGAAGAAUCUAGAGAUGGAGAAACUAGAGAUGGAGAAGCCAUCACACAGGCUAUGCAGGCUUGAGAGAAAAAUGGAAGAUGAAGGGAAAUUUGACGAAUGAAUGGAGCAUCCUACUGUGAGCCAAACACACACAGACACACACUCGAUGUUAACAUGUGCCUAUGACUACUGUGAACACACACGGACAGGCAAGAACAGAGGUAGCAGCUAAUAAGACGUAGCAGGAGACGGCCAGUUAUACUGCCCCCCCCUGAACAAAUUAUGUCACCACUUUGUCUAUUUAUAUGUCCCCCUUUUUAAAACGUUGGUGCUUUUUUGACAAUUGCUUCCUAUUAAUUUUGUGCGGCCAAUUAAGGUGAUUUCUAAUCGGUUUUUAUUUUUUUUAAUUUUUACACAAAGCCUACUGUAGGUAUCUGGGUGUAGUUGAUGGAUUUUUCUUAAGCAUUUUAUAGAAAAAAAAGGGCCUUUUUGGAAGAAAAACCACAGGGGGAUUUUCAUGGUUAAAACGUAGAAGUGGGAUCUAUCUCCACCGAUGGCUUAGUGAUUUUACAUAAUAUGUCAAGAAAUAUACCAGCUGUUAGUGUAUGGGUUUGUUUGUGAAUGUAAAAAUUAUGUAGGUGAAGAAAGAAAAAAAUAGUACAUGAAAAUAGGAAGAAGUUGGAAACCGAAUAUACAUUUUCUGCAGGAAUCUGAUAUCUUUUUAAAAAUAGAAACUUAUAUAUAAUCGUUAAUAUUCCAGAAAUCUAAUAGGGACUUCAAAAUCCAGAAAUCACAAAUCUAUAAUCACUGAUGUCAUCCAGGAUUCACUUAUCAAACCUAAGAAUGGUUAUGGUCCCAUAGAAAAAACAGUGGGGUGUUUUGUGCGCUGGAUUGGUUUACAAGAUGCACAUUUGCCCCAAAAACUUCACCUUUUUUAAGUAUUUUUCUCUUUUAAAAUCGAAAAAUAUUAUUCGGAUAAAUUUGAGAUCUCACAUUUGUAGUCACCUGUAAAGGGUAAUUUCUGAGUAUGGGGACUACCCUGAGUUUUUAUAUGGAACCAUGCUAAGCUAACCAAACCUCAUUAAUGAUCAGAAUAACCAACAAUCCUGACUCCACCCCCCUCUGAACAACAGCACAAUUACCCACAGUCCUCCUUGGUGGUGGCCUUGGUGAGCACGUUGCCACCCUUUGCUUACACAGCUGACACAAUAAUGGUGCUGUUUUUUCUUAUUCGUCUUCACUGUAUAUGUCGCUUACGUCUAACUACCUAAAGCGGGGCUCCAGAGUUCGGAGCUCUGGAUAGAUUCUGAAAAACUGAAGCACAGAAAACAAAAAAAGCAUGGUCGCCUUUCUUUCAUGUCACUCACACUCGGUUCAGAUUGAAGUGCAGUCAUUUAUUAGCUCUGUAGAGAACAAUGAUUUUGUCUAUGUGCAUGGCCACUGUUUGUACCUGGUCACAUUUUAAAUGUGUGGAAUGGCUUCUUUUUUGUUGUCUAAUGAUGUUUCCAGCACAAUUAGAAAAGUGUACUUGUUUCUUCUCGUAUAAAAAUAUUAUUCUGUACUAAAUAGAUUCUCAGGUUUAUGGAGAUAAUAUAUUGCAAAAGUUUUUAAGCUUCCUUGCCAUCAUCUAGCUCAUGACAUGUAGUGAUGAAGACACUUUGAUCAUCACAUUCGUAUAUGAAAAUACACCUGAAGCACUAAACAUAUACUGCACAGGAUGUACUACACAAUAACUCAUCGUGAGUUUGUAUUCAUGUCAGCGACAUUUCAUGUUGGGAUGUAUUUUUUUGUAUCUUGUGCCAAAUUUCAAUGCCAUUUUUUAUUUCAUCGUCGUUGCCUCCAUGAUUAUAUUUUUUUCCUUCACUCAACCACUGAAGGUUUGCAAUACAAAAAAAUGUUUUUUUUCUACAGGAAAAUUGUACAAUCAAUGAAAGUAGUUGUUUCUUGUAUCUGGUACUGUAUUUUACCAGGGGUGUUACGCAUUGUAUGGGUGUUACUACAGUAUCUGUGUUUUUUUUGUUACACACAUUUCCAUAUCUGUAUAGUCUUGAAAAAAAUAAAAUACUGGAUCUGUUCUGGGGUAUGUGCAAUUACAGAUUCAUAGAGGCAUUAUUUAAUAGAAUGACAAAGUACACUGAGAGUUGCUUAUUAAAUAAUGUUGAAGAGUU